UUUCCCACUCUCUCUCUCUCUCUAUCUCUCGCUUGAAGAACAAGCUUGGAAUAUUUGUUGCAACGGGCUAAUAAUCAAUAUCUUUCGCUAAUAAAGAAGAAAAAUAGAGAUAUCUUUGGGAUUGAUAUCUCGAAAUGGGAAAGAAAGAGCAGAAGGAUCAUUCGACAGUAGAGAGCAACGACAAAGUCGAAGCUGUUCUUCAUCUCCUUCGUAAACAUUCUCCUCUCACUCUUAAACAGGAGAAGUUCUGUAACAGAGCUUGUGUCGGUAGAUUCUUGAGGACUAAAGGAGACAAUGUGAAGAAAGCAGCUAAACAGUUAAGGUCUUGCCUUUCAUGGAGAUCUUCUCUUGGCAUCGAUAGCUUGAUCGCCGAUGAGUUCACGGCGGAGCUUGCUGAAGGUCUUGCUUACGUUGCUGGUCUUGACGACGAGUGUAGACCCGUUUUGGUUUUCCGCAUUAAACAAGAUUAUCAGAAGUUACAUACGCAGAAACAGUUGAUUCGUUUGGUGGUAUUUACAUUGGAGGUGGCAAUCUCAACUAUGUCAAGGAACGUCGAAGAGUUUGUCAUCCUUUUCGAUGCUAGCUUCUUCAAAUCAGCAUCAGCUUUCGUGAACAUACUCGUGACUACACUCAAAAUAGUUGCAGAGUAUUAUCCUUGUCGCCUUUUCAAAACAUUCGUCAUCGACCCUCCUUCUCUUUUCUCGUACCUUUGGAAGGGUGUUCGUGCAUUCGUGGAUCUAUCAACGGCCACGAUGAUUGUAUCGAUGCUAGAUUUCCAAGACUCGUUUGACUACGACGACUUCUCUUCUGCAUACCCAUCACGAGUCUCCUCCCUCCGAUUCGACACGUCAUCGAUAAAAUCAGCGGACAAGAUCGGCUCUUGCGCAUCCUCUAGGUUCGCCUUCACCGUAUCCCGCGACGGUCUCGAUACGGUCAAACCAUGGUGCCUCACGCUGACCGACACGUCAUCAUCCAAACUAGGACCCACUGGCGCGUACAUCUCACCGCUAAACGCGCGUUCUUUCUCCUUCGCGUCGCCGGCGGCUAGAAGCGAGCCGUUUGGUGGGCCCAGGAGGAGCUUUUUCGCUUCCACGCCGAUGCCAGCUAGGACGACAGACCGUCACUCUAUCGGUACCCUCCGUGACCCGCGGAUACCCCGCCCGUCUUUCUUCCAAUCGCCGGCGAUUUUCUUCCGGCGAGAGUCACACGUCAGCAAAAGUGAGAAACCGCGAGAUUCGUUUGUUCCUUUCCUCAAGUUCUAUCGUAGACCGUACGAUGAGAUGACUUAUAGGUCAAAGAUGCGGCCCCCACUCGGUGGUCUCGUCUCUAUUGUUUCUUCCCAGAUUAGACGCCGCCACGUGUCUUUAUCACAACGGUUCUAACUUAUGAAAAUCAUCACCUCUUGAAGUUGAAGUAGUAUAUAACUUUUGUCAUUUUGUCAUGAAAGUUUUCCAUUGUUGUUUGUUAUUUCUAUCAUCACAGUUCGUCAGAUGUAUUUCUAAUAAUUUUGAUCAAUUGUUUAUUUA
Messenger RNA from Eutrema salsugineum, 1526 nucleotides. RefSeq names its product SEC14 cytosolic factor. The coding region runs from base 135 to 1382 and encodes 415 amino acids. The record is from RefSeq and is a predicted model, not a curated record. NCBI's taxonomy places the organism in Eukaryota, Viridiplantae, Streptophyta, Magnoliopsida, Brassicales, Brassicaceae. The transcript has 7 exons.